Pistacia vera is the source of this 1342-nucleotide messenger RNA. RefSeq lists its product as uncharacterized. Gene Ontology annotation, cellular component: chloroplast. The coding region runs from base 25 to 741 and encodes 238 amino acids. The transcript has 6 exons. The record is from RefSeq and is a predicted model, not a curated record. Lineage: Eukaryota; Viridiplantae; Streptophyta; Magnoliopsida; Sapindales; Anacardiaceae.
CAAGCCCGGCAGUUACGCUCCAUCAUGGCACCGGUAGUUACGCUCCUUAUCUCAAGCCCUCCCGCCACUCUCUCUUCCCUCUUAUCAUUCCGUCCAAAACCACCAUUUUUAGAUGCACCCAAACAUCAAAACCAACAACUUCUAAAUCAUGGAGUUAAGUUCCGCCGUAGAGAUUGUGCUUUGCUCUCAUUUCUCAGUCUCAUGCCUUCUCUCUCACAUCCUGACCCAGCCAAUGCUUUCUCCAUUGGAAUUUCAGGACCAAAGGAUUGGCUUAAAGAACAAAAGAAGAAGUCCUCCAAGUUUCUUUUGGCCCCAAUCGAUGCCUCACGACAAAUCCUAAACUCCGCCUAUCUAUCACUCACGGCUAGAGAAUCUGAUUAUACGGAGAAAGAAUUAGAGGAGGUUCAAACGAUGUUGAAAUCUGCAGCUAGAGAUUGCAUUCCUCAAGAGAGAAACUCCUUUGUUGCAUUUCAAGCCAAUACAGGCGUAGAGGUUUGCACAUUCCGUUUGAUAGUGAAAAAUGCUGCGUCGUUGCUUGAUAAUAAGGAUCCCAAAAAAUUGGAAGCUGAAGCUAUAUUAAAUGAUCUUAUAAGAUCUUUUACUUUGCUCAACGGUGUGGCUGGUGAUGCUGAUAUCCAACUCCCUUCGACAAGAAGACAGAAGUUGGCGGAUGCUCUCGUGGAUACUGUAGCUUCCCUUGACAAAUUUGAGCAGGGCAUUAAGGACUGCCUUGAAAUUUAGCCGUUCUGGUUUUCUCCCGCAGUUAAAACCUAUGUUGUGUAUUCUGUUCAAGAUUUUGCAAUGCUUUUGUUUUGCUGGAGUUGGCUUUACCCUUCUAGGUACUGCAACUAUGGAAGUUUAUCUAUUUCCGCUUGCUCUUUGAUGUGUCCACUUUUUGUUUUCCUUUCCAUUUUAUGCCUUUUCUCUUGUUUUAUGUUCUCCAUCCUUUGGUUUAUAAACUGCAAGCUACUGUAAUAUUAUUGCGGAAAAGAAGAUAGUUUGCAUUAAGUUUUCCGAAAUGCUACUCGCUCAAUAAAUAAUAUUAGUUUGUAAAGCGCUCUCUCUCCUUUUCCUCUAAAAGCCCAAGGAUAAAUGUUACUUCAUAAUGUUAUAUAGAUUUAUUAUACUUCUGAAGAAGUUAUUGUGCCAAUCUUAUUUUCCGAAAAUAGAGCUACACAAUCUUACUCAAAUUUUACUGAAGACAGAAGUUGGCGAACGCUCUCAUGUGGCUUAGGACAAGAGUAAACAACGCAUAGUAUGUAGCAUAUUAUCACACAACUCAAAUGCUGUGCUAUGGCAUGGUUAUGUGUAAACAUUUUUCUGUUCCUUAGAACAAGCUACA